Messenger RNA from Protopolystoma xenopodis, 126 nucleotides. The record is from the annotation of a GenBank genome assembly. NCBI's taxonomy places the organism in Eukaryota, Metazoa, Platyhelminthes, Monogenea, Polystomatidea, Polystomatidae.
AUGGCAUCUUUCACUGACGAAGCCGACUACGAUGCCGGCGAAACGUUUGGUAAUGAUCCAAGUCAAUGGGCCAAUGCUCGGGAGUUUACCGCAUCAAAUGCGGUAACUGUGAGCAGAAAUAUAUAG